AUGUCAAGCCUAGCCGUGUCGGCGCCGCUCGGAGCGGCGGGUGUUCCAUCUCCCGAGAGGGCUGCUCGCUCGAAGUUCAACUUGACGUAUGAGGUGAAGGUACUCAUAGCGGCGCUUUUCAUCGCGAUCAUCCUGGGAGUCGCCUUCUUCCUGCAGCCGAAAUCAAAGCGGCAGCUCGAGAGGUUUUGUACUACGACCGGCUGCGAGGAGCAUCGGCGCCGCCUAGAAAAUCAGCUGGACCAAAGCGUGGACCCUUGUGACGAUUUCUACGCUUACGUCUGCGGACGCUGGGAGCCUCGCAAAGAGUUUCACCUGUCACGCUCCGAGCUGUCCGACAUGUUCCUGUCGUGGCUAUACAAGCUUCCAGCGACGCUGGAAAAAGGUGUAGUCCAAUUCCCCGUGGGCAAGAAAGUCGCAGCCAUGUUCGAAAGGUGCAGGACGCAGAAGGGGUCACAGGUCGGCAUCAUAAAAGGAUUCAUGCGGUCACGAGGAAUCGUCUGGCCGGAGAGCCCAGAAGAACCAGUUCCUCCGGCGAAGGCUCUUUUCGAUCUCUCUUUCAACUGGAACGUACACCUGUGGUUCACCUUGAAGGUUCUCCCUGCUAUUCCCACUAAGAUGCCAAGGCGUAUCUUCCUUGCGCCCAACCAACUUAUGCUGCUUUGGAAGGCUAUGAUUAACCAGAUACCGAAGCAAUCCUUCCAAAGGGUAUACACCGACCUCUUCAAGAUUUUUGCCGACGACAAGAGCAGGAAGCCCGAAACCAACGAUGCGUUCCAGACGCACGAUAUUCUUGAAUACGUCUAUGACACCCUUGUGCCGUCAUGCCCUUGUAAAUCACACACUCCAGGGUUGUUCUCCUUGAGUGACAUUGACAAGAGCUCACCUAUUCCCAUUGGCGAGCACAUUAUGAAUAUAUCCAAUGAGGUGCUGGGAAUUUAUCCGCCGUUCACAAUGGACGACUUGGUGCUCGUGAGCGACAUGUCCCACUUUGAUAAUAUCCUGCGCAUAUUCGGCCGAGUCAACGACACCACGCUGUUGCGUCACCUGGCGUUCCUGUUCGCACAGGUAUAUGCGGUGGUGGCUUACCCCACGGGCGUUCUCGUCGUCGUCCACGGUAGCGAGCACCGCGCCGAAGAAGAACGGCCCCGCUUCUGCGCCGGCCAGAUCGAGCCAAGCUACAAGCUCCUCGUCGCCGCAAUGACUUCGGUAGCCCACUUCUCCGAGCAGGAACGGCGCCGAAUCGACGAGCAGCUGGAGGGCAUCGUGCAGGUGGCCGUGGACAAAACGUGGGCUGUCUCGUGGCUCGACAACAAGACCAAGCAAGUUGCCACGCAGAAGCUGAAAAAUGUGCGCACCGUGGUUUGGCCCUCGGACAAGUUCCUCACUCCGGAGGUACUCGAGGAAGUUUACGCGGACUUCAACGGCAGCGCUUCGUCGUUCGCCGAUUUCUGGAUCGACACGCGGCGCAGCCAGCGCCUGCUGUUCGGCUCCGAGGCGGCCGAACAGGAGCUGCUGCUGGGCGACAACACUCGGCUGCCGUACGUGGAGUACAUCCGGGUGCUCAACCGGCUGUCCGUCUCCCUUGGAGCACUGGCAGCGCCGCUCUACUACCCGCAGGGCACCAAGGCCAUGUUGCACGGCGGCGUCUUGUUUCUGUACGCUCGGGCACUCAUCAGUGCGAUCGACAAUGAAGGAGUCGUGAUAAACCCGCAAGGCGAGAUCGUGUCAUCUUGGCUGAACGAGGACCUGCAGGAGACCUACGAGCAGCGUACUCUUGGCUGCCUUCCCGGAAACGUCAGCAUUUUCCCCGAGAUUCCGGCGAUGGAAGUUGCGUACGAAGCUUUCAAGCGAAGUUUCGAAGAUAACGAUACCCAGCUAUCAGAGGAUUUGACGGAGGAAAAAGUGUUCUUCAUCACCGCGUGUCUCUCCACGUGCGCUACGACGCCCGCCGACAACCUUUACGGCGGCGACUGCAAUAAGGCGGUGGUGAACUUCGAGCCCUUCGCCAGGGCCUUCAAUUGUCCUGUGGGCUCCAAGAUGAACCCUGCGACAAAGUGUUCAUUUUACGACUGA
Messenger RNA from Dermacentor silvarum, 2073 nucleotides. RefSeq lists its product as uncharacterized. Lineage: Eukaryota; Metazoa; Arthropoda; Arachnida; Ixodida; Ixodidae. Gene Ontology annotation, cellular component: plasma membrane. The record is from RefSeq and is a predicted model, not a curated record. Bases 1 to 2073 code for a protein of 690 amino acids. Gene Ontology annotation, molecular function: metalloendopeptidase activity. Gene Ontology annotation, biological process: protein processing. The transcript is spliced from 6 exons.